AUGCGGGCUCGUUCCUCCACCGAUUCUGAAGUCAAGGAGAUCAAGAAUCUCAAGUUUCGCUACGUCUGGCCGGUCAAGGUGUCUCUGAGACAGCUCAGUCCAGGCGAGGCUACCAUCCUUCACGUGUCCCCAAAGUUCGCGACAGUCCACGAUCAUGUGUCAUUCCAGUGGACCCUCAAGCUCCAUGGCUCGGCUAAUAUGGAAUGUUUUAUAUUUUUACACCUUCUUUUGGCUUUUUAGGUCAUUUUAUUAACCUCAUGUGAUUCAGAAUAAGCUUAUCGAUAUAUCACGGAUUUGCUAGUAAAAUAUAAUGUUUCAGUUUUUUUACUUGAAAACGAUAAUUUAGGACCGAGAAGAUUACGAUGACACAGAAGACCUGCCAGAAGAAGACCAAGAGUACGUAGCCGUGUCCUUGUAUUAUGUUGAUGGACCAGUCAGUUCUCUGGAGUUGUUAUCGAACAUAGAACUGCUGACUGGUUCACAAAUAUCAGCUGACCGUGACCUUGUCAGGGAAAGUAAGUUAUUUCAAUUUUUCAUAAACAAAAAUUAAAUAUAUAUAGUAAACAACUACAGUAAAACAGUCUAUAAACUAGAAAUCGUAUUAUGUAAGAACUUCAAUCAAAUUGCCCUAUAAGCCCAAGCUGAUUACAGUAACCAAGGUGCAGGCAUGUAGAGGUGAAGAAGUAGAGUUAGCUCCCACGAAUCGACGGAAACUCUCAGCUCUGGUCAAGUCCAAUGUCGGCCAUCUGAUUCGGAUUGCGGUCACGUUGGAGAUGAAGGCAGACUUCUUCAAGACCGAUGCCUAUCUCAAUGCUGUGUCUCCAACACCUUUCCAUUCGUUCUUGACCGCCAACUACCAAGCCAGGGCCAGUAGCAAGGUGUGGAGGAAGAGAAGUCGACAGUCUUUCAAACGGUAAUACUCAAUAUUUAAAUGGAAACUGAUUGUAAAUUAAGAACCGAACACAGUUCAUUAGAUAUGUGCCAAAGAUAAUUUCAAUUAAGUACUCAGAAUAGUUUUAAAGCAUUAAAUUUAAAAUUUUUUUAGGCCCAGAAGCAACUCCGAAGGUCAUCCAGACUGCAAGAAGAUCGACCUGGAGAGGUCCUUCAACAGAGUGAUGGAACGGGAAAGAGUACUGGGGGAAAAAGGAAACUACUAUGCCACUGAUGACAUGUAUGUUAGUCUAAUAUUGUAGUUUAUAAAUAGUUUAUUUACUAAACAAUACAUUAAUUAAAGCCAUUCAUAACGUAUCCAUCUGUCAAGGCUACCUUUUUAGAGGGAAAAAGCGAGAACACUUGUUCAAGAAGCUACUCGUAGAUUGUUGUGAUUCCUGUGAACGAAGAGCUUCUUUGAUUCCGUGUCUUGCUACAGCAGACGAUGAUGAAGACACCACAGAAGAGUCAGAAGCCCCCGAAGAAGAACCUCACGAUCACGGUGAAGAAGAAACCUGCUUCGAGUGUCCAGAAGACGACAAAGCCGAGAUUCACGAUGUAAGUUAUGCUAUAUAAUCAUACAUAUCGAAUAAUAGCUUAUGUUUACGAUACAGCAAGUGGAAAACAAUCCACCAGUAACACUCGUUGACAUCAUUUUUUUGCCAAAAAAAAACUUUUUGUUAACAUCGUGACCUGAAUAAAGCAAUGCCCAUUUAGACCCUGGCCAACAUGUACUUUAACAAAGUAGCGUUGCCCCAGAUGGAGUACAUCGAAGACUUCACGGACUUCUUGAUCGACGCCGAACUCAACGAUCUUCCGGUUCUGAAGCGAGCCUGUGAACGAUACCUAUGCGGAGAGCUGAAUACGGUAGGUUACGGUAUACAAACUACAAGUUUUAAGAAGCGAGACAUCAUGACGUCGUUGUUGUUAGACCUUCUCUUUAUUUCUAUGGUAUUCAGUCUGCCUGUCAUGAAGUGUAUGACACUCACAGAGCUCAGCGAACGCUACACGGAACUGGAGAGUGUAGACAAGUUGCUACAGAAAGACGAGUACAAGUAAGUUACAGUAAUAUAACCAGAUUUAUAUUGUCAAACACACACAAUGUAGAAAAAUGAAUAGUACCAUAAGAAUAUAACCCGAUACGCUAAAGUAGAUUAAAAGUCGAAAAAGUAAAAUGUAGUUAACAACGACAGUGAAACUAAAAUGGUAUUUAAAAUGAUUUGAAUAUACAGUGUCAAAGGUAAAGUAAAUUCAGAAAACUGAACGAACGGAUACAGAGAAUCAGCGACCGUGACCUGCACGACCUCGUGGAUGAGUGUAAGAAGUUCAGAGAACAAAAGAUACGAGUACAACAAGUGGAGGACUAG
Bursaphelenchus okinawaensis is the source of this 2297-nucleotide messenger RNA. The record is from the annotation of a GenBank genome assembly. NCBI's taxonomy places the organism in Eukaryota, Metazoa, Nematoda, Chromadorea, Rhabditida, Aphelenchoididae.